Solanum pennellii is the source of this 715-nucleotide messenger RNA. RefSeq names its product embryo-specific protein ATS3A-like. The record is from RefSeq and is a predicted model, not a curated record. Gene Ontology annotation, molecular function: protein binding. The transcript is spliced from 3 exons. Lineage: Eukaryota; Viridiplantae; Streptophyta; Magnoliopsida; Solanales; Solanaceae. The coding region runs from base 30 to 671 and encodes 213 amino acids.
UCAAAUUAAUCUCAAUAGAUUAAUUAAAGAUGAUAUUAAUAAGCAAAUUUAGAAUAACAUUAAUUAUUUUUAUCAUAAGUACUUUCAUCUUUCUUGCUUCCGGUUCAGAGGUUUCCAUCAAGCCCACAAGUGAUGGCCUUUCAACAAAAAAGAAGUUCUGUUUGCUACAGAGUUUGCGAUUUGCAUAUUCCGCGAAUAUACAAAGGGAAAAAUGCACCUACUUUGUGACAACAGAGACAACAUGUACCAAAGGUGCAGACACCACAAAUCAUGUAAGUCUAAGAUUUGGUGAUGAAAAUUCCAAUGACAUUUUAGUGCACCAUUUGAAUUCUAAACAUGUUAGAAGAGUUGAUCAAUUGGAACCACAAGUUCUUGAUGACAUCCCAAGAAAACCAUUUCAAUCUUGUAUGGUUGAUCAAUUUCAAGUCAUUGGUCAAUGUGUUAAAUCACCAAUUUGUUAUCUAUAUCUUAAAUUGGCUGGAAAUGAUGAUUGGCGUCCUGGUUUUGCUCAAGUUCAAGUCCUACAAGGACCUCAUUUUAGCUCAAAUAUGUUUUAUUUUCGACGAUAUUUGCCUCGUCGUGUAUGGCAUGGAUUGGACCUUUGUGAGACACAAGUGACACCUUUUGGGUUAAAACGUAAGAGAAAUGUAACUGGAGAUAGAGCUCCGUAGACUUUUAUAUGUCCCGUGAAAAUUAUAAAAAUAAAAUAUAUUAA